This is a messenger RNA of Sinocyclocheilus rhinocerous, 1579 nucleotides long. Its product is annotated as 5-hydroxytryptamine receptor 2A-like. NCBI's taxonomy places the organism in Eukaryota, Metazoa, Chordata, Actinopteri, Cypriniformes, Cyprinidae. The transcript is spliced from 3 exons. Gene Ontology annotation, molecular function: G protein-coupled serotonin receptor activity; neurotransmitter receptor activity. Gene Ontology annotation, cellular component: dendrite; plasma membrane. The coding region runs from base 1 to 1392 and encodes 463 amino acids. The record is from RefSeq and is a predicted model, not a curated record. Gene Ontology annotation, biological process: serotonin receptor signaling pathway; chemical synaptic transmission; release of sequestered calcium ion into cytosol.
AUGGCCCUGAAUGGGACGACUGCUGAACUCAGGUCCUCCGGGAUAUCAGCUGAGAUUUCAAAAGACAAAAGCAGCGAACAUUGGCUCAUGGAGCAAAAGGUGUCUCUGGGUAAUGCAGUUCUGAAUAACUCUAUGGAUUGCAAUGGUAGUGAAGACAGAAACAGGUCGGACCCUUUGACCUCUGAGCAUGUCCAGAAGAACUGGGUGGCACUUUUGAUUUCUCUGGUCAUAAUCAUCACGGUGACGGGUAACAUCCUGGUCAUCAUGGCGGUGAGCUUGGAGAGAAAGUUACAGAAUGCCACUAAUUACUUCUUGAGGUCUUUAGCAAUUACAGACAUGCUUCUGGGUAUCCUUGUAAUGCCAGUAGCCAUGGUGACAAUCCUCUAUGGUUACACCUGGCCCCUUCCCUGGGCCCUAUGUCCAAUCUGGAUCUACCUGGAUGUUCUCUUCUCCACCGCCUCCAUCAUGCACCUCUGUGCCAUCUCUCUGGACCGAUACAUCGCCAUCCGUAACCCCAUCCACCACAGCCGCUCGAACUCUCUAACCAGAGCCCGUGUCAAAAUUAUAGCAGCCUGGACCAUCUCUGUGGUUAUCUCCAUGCCUGUCCCAGUCCUCGGCCUGCACGACCACACCAAAGUCUUCCGGAAUGAAAGCUGCCAACUGACGGACAACAAUUUCGUUUUGAUUGGCUCUUUUGUGGCGUUCUUCAUCCCGCUCAUCAUCAUGGUCGUCACCUACAUUCUCACCAUCAGUGCUCUUCAAAGUGAAGCGACUUUGUGCCUGGACCAACUCAUCGUGCGGCCAAAAUGGUCGUCCACUAUUGGACUCCUCCCACGAGGCUCGCUGUCCUCUGAGCGUCUCUUCUCACGUUCGUCUCUCUGCCGCGAUGGGGCUUCCAGAGGAUCUGGCCGUCGCUCCAUGCAGUCCAUCAGCAACGAGCAGAAGGCAUCUAAAGUGCUAGGUGUGGUCUUCCUUCUGUUUGUGAUCAUGUGGUGUCCGUUUUUCGUGACAAACGUUAUGGCGGUGGUGUGCGGUUCGGCGUGUGAUGAAGAGUUGGUGGGGGGACUGAUGAAUGUGUUUGUUUGGGUGGGUUAUCUGUCAUCAGCAGUCAACCCUUUCAUCUACACGCUAUUCAAUAAGACUUACCGUGCUGCUUUCGGCCGGUACAUGCGAUGCCGCUACCGUGAGGAGAGGAGGCCUCUGCAGCUGAUACUGGUCAACACCAUCCCUCCUCUGGCGUACAGCUCCUCUGGGCUUCCCCUGAAGGUGGAGAACUCAUUAAAGAGGAGGGCAGAGGGCAGCCGGUCUGGGAACUUCUCCAACACAGACAGGUCAAACUCUGGAAACACACAAAACAAGCAGGAAUGGGAAGAGGUAGUAAGCCAUUUGUGAGACUCCAGAGGGUUUUUAAUUAUGGUUCACAUCAACCGACCUUAGAGACCGUCUCUUUGUAGGUGUAAAAGCUUGAAAAAUUAAGUCUUUUAUUUUAAUAUGUGUCCACCUGUGCAGCACAGCACAGUCAGCAGAUCAUACUACCUACGGCUCACAGCCAAAAGAGAUGACAGAUGCUUUAAAUUGG